CCCUUGCCGCAGAGAGGCCACAAACGCCAGCAGUCGCAGGCAAACCAUCAUCAGGAAGAGUGGAUUCAUCGCAGCAGCUCCGAAGAACAAGUCAGAUCAGUCGUUCUACUUCGUCUUCUUCUUCCCUCUAACAAUGAAGACUUGGGGCGUUUUUCUGGUCAUAGCAUCCCUGCUAGUUUCCGGCUGCGUCUGUGUGAGCACAAGUAAGUAAAUUCCGUGUCUAAUGGAGGACAUCACUACAACUCGAAGAAGACAAAAGUCUUGCACUGACUUGGGCUGUGCAGCUAAGGGAUUCCCUUGUGUUGAUACGGAAACUGCCAGCGGGUGCGAUGCUACAGACGACACCUUGUGUGGAACAAGCUGCACAUGCUGCAUAAUGUGCAACCAAACUACCGAAUGCAAAGGAUAUGGUGGCAGUUGCAGUAAGAUCUCAGCUGGAUGUUCAGGCACUUCCUAUGACGCAGGAUGCGCAGCUUCAACUUGCACUUGCUGCAUUGCUGAUAAUUCUACUUGUGUCACACUACCUGCCUGCAGAGAUGCUGGAGGGUUGUGCAUUGCUCCCUCUCAAUCAGGCAACUGCACAGGUGUUCUCGACCCCAAUGGCUGCCUUGGAGACAGCUGCUCCUGUUGCAAGGGAGGUUGCGACAAGACAAACAAGUGCACAGCUGUUGGAGGCUACUGCUUCCGAAAAGAUGGUCCCCACGUGUGUCACGGGAAGGUCUUCAAAUUUUGUGGUCUUGGGAACUGUCGCUGUUGCGUGGAUCCUCACUGGCACGGGCAUGGGCUAGGUUAUGUGAACGGUAUUUGGAACAGUAUUUGGAACGGUAUUUGGAACAGGAUUGGGAAUGGUCGUAAUGGAGAGGAUUCAAACGAAAGUGGCUAACCCUUGCAACCAGAGGAGUGAGAACUGGCGUUGUCCGCUGCUAGACUGAGAGCCAUUAAUUAAGAUUCCUAAUUUGAUUGACAACAUUCUUUUCAUCCUAAUUAUGAAUUGAAAAUCAUAAAUUGGAGACUUUUGUUAUUUCUGAAAUAUGUUUUAUGAUUAUUCUGCAAAUAAAUUUAGCAUGCAAAA
Messenger RNA from Macrobrachium nipponense, 1072 nucleotides. Its product is annotated as keratin-associated protein 5-2-like. The record is from RefSeq and is a predicted model, not a curated record. Bases 224 to 883 code for a protein of 219 amino acids. The transcript has 7 exons. NCBI's taxonomy places the organism in Eukaryota, Metazoa, Arthropoda, Malacostraca, Decapoda, Palaemonidae.